Messenger RNA from Cercocebus atys (sooty mangabey), 2939 nucleotides. RefSeq names its product olfactory receptor 9A4-like. Lineage: Eukaryota; Metazoa; Chordata; Mammalia; Primates; Cercopithecidae. Gene Ontology annotation, biological process: G protein-coupled receptor signaling pathway. The transcript has a single exon. Gene Ontology annotation, molecular function: olfactory receptor activity. Gene Ontology annotation, cellular component: membrane. The record is from RefSeq and is a predicted model, not a curated record. The coding region runs from base 1307 to 2125 and encodes 272 amino acids.
UUUACAUUUUGGCAUGUUUUAGUAUAUGCAAAUAUUUAAAAAAUGUUUUCAGUAAUUAUAUUCAGGAAUAUAGUAUUCAUAUUUUAGAACUGUUGCAUGUGUAAUGUCAGAUAAAGCAAAUGAAUGUUUAGUGAAUAUUCUAAUUUUAAAUGUAAUAUAGAGGAGCUUAGGGAAAGUCGUUAGAGUCUUCUGUUUAAAUUAUAUGUAUGAUGGAUUCAUGGUUAAUCUAUCUACCUAUCUACCACCCAUUUACCUAUUUACCUGCUGGCUUUGUCCACUCAAAAUUCCGAUAACAUUGACCAUUCCAAUAAAUAUCAUCAUUCCUAGGUUCAGAUUGUUGUAUUGCAAUAAUUUUUCUUGGUGUGAGAAUCUAGGGCUUCUUGGAGAAAUGACUGAUUCCAGAUUUAGAACAGGAAACCUGUAAGAGAAGCUAGAAACAGAUGAAUAUGUUCAAUUGCACCAUGUGGAUGAAAUUAGCAAAACCGACAUUAUGGAAAACUCUACUGUCAAAAUACCUGAGUUCUUCAACAAGUAGAUUGGAAGAAAGUGAAUGGGCUAUACAGAGAAUCUAUCAAUUAAAAUAGACUUAAAGCAUAUGGAAUUACAAAAUGGACAACACUAAGUUAUAAUGCAUAACGAUUCAAACUAGGAUGAUUAAACUAUUCAGGAAAGCAAGGCAGUAAUUUCUUAAAGGUUGAGAAUUGUAAUUUCUGCUGAUGAUAGGAGCAUUGCAAUUGUAAUGGAACACACAAAUGGAUUUAUGUGACUGCUAUCAAACUUCUGUUUCUUGAUCUUGGUAGUGAUUGCAAUUAUUAUGAAGUGGUUCACCUUGUAACAGUCAUACAUCAUGGAAGCAGACAGGGUGGCCGGUAAGAGUGGAGUUGGAGGCAGAUGUCCAGUGUAUUGAGAAAGAGUGCAUGCUAGGGUGGGUUGGUUUUCAUGUUUAUUAUUUGGUAUUCAUGACUGGAUUUCAUCUUCUUGAACAUACACAUUUAUCUUUGUAAGAUAUAUAUUCUUCAUGAAGUAUUUGACAUCAACCUUGUGUAGAAAGUAGUAGAGACAGGUUAUGGAGUUGAGGAGCAGGAGAGGAAUGUUUUUCAACCUGAAAUGCCCUUAAUCUUUUUAGAAUAGAAGCAGUUGUUCUCCCUCUUUUGGUCUCUAGAUUUCACAAGGAACAAGGGCUUAGAACUAAAUGUUGAUGAAUUACUCUAGUGCCACUUAAUUUUAUCUCCUUGGUUUCCCUGGCUCUGAAGAACUACAUUAUAUCCUUUUUGCUAUAUUCUUCUUUUUCUACUUGGUGACAUUAAUGGGAAACACCGUCAUCGUCGUGAUUGUCUGUGUGGAUAAACGUCUGCAGUCCCCCAUGUAUUUCUUCCUCGGCCACCUGUCUGCCCUGGAGAUCCUGGUCACAACCAUAAUCGUCCCCGGGAUGCUUCUGGGAUUGCUGCUCCCUGGGACGCAAACAGUAUCUUUGUCUGCCUGUGUUGUCCAGCUCUUCCCAUACCUUUAUAUGGGGACAUUACUUGGAGCAAUGGCUGUGGACUGUUAUAUUGCUGUGUGUAACCCUUUGAGGUGCAACAUCAUUAUGAACAGACACACCUGCAACUUUGUGGUUCUUGUGUCAUGGGUGUUUGGGUUUCUUUUUCAAAUCUGGCCAGUCUACGUCACGCUUCAGCUUACUUACUACAAAUCAAAUGUGGUGAAAAAUUUUUUCUGUGACCGAGGGCAAUUGUUCAAACUAUCCUGCAAUAAUACUCUUUUCACGGAGUUUAUCCUCUUUUUAAUGGCUGUUUUUGUUCUCUUUGCUUCUUUGAUCCCUACAAUUGUCUCGUACUUCUACAUCAUCUCCACCAUUCUCAAGAUCCCGUUAGCCUCUGGCCGGAGGAAAUCCUUCUCCACUUGUGCCUCCCACUUCACCUGUGUUGUGAUCGGCUACAGCAGCUGCUUGUUUCUCUACUUGAAACCCAAGCAAAUGCAGGCAGCUGAUUACAAUCGGGUAGUUUCCUUGAUGGUUUCAGUAGUAACUCCUUUCCUCAAUCAUUUCAUCUUCACCCUCCGGAAUGAUAAAGUCAUAGAGGCCCUUCGGGAUGGCGUGAAAUGCUGCUGUCAACUAUUCAGGAAUUAGCCUUGCUCUGAGACAUUUUACAUGAUGAAGCACUUAGUAUGGAUUCUAGAAUAAUCUGAAAAGAACUUGCUCAUCUUUGAACUGCAUCAUAAUUAUUACCAUUAUCAAAUAAUUAGUGUGCAACAAAAGACUUUUAAGUUACAGUUAUGGUUUUUAAUAUGGUUAGUUGUUACUUGAAACUCAGUUUAUUGUUUUUAAGACAUGUCUUGCUAUCUAUCUAGCUAUCUAUCAUCUGCCUUUCUUAAGAUAUAAUGAUUUCACAAUUAAACUUUGAAAAAUUAAAUGUCAGAGAUAGACUAUGUAGUCUAGAAAGUUGACUAGUGGUUGCUUAAGGCUGAGGGGAAUGCAGACAUAGGGUAGUGAUAGCUAAGGGGUACAGGCUUUCUUUUUGAGAUGAUGGCUGUAAAUAUCUACAAAUAUACCAAACACCAUUGAGCUGUACAUUUUCAAUGAGUUAAUUUUAUGGAAUGUGAAUUAUAUUUCAAUAAAGCUAUUGAAAAUAGUAUAUUAGAUGGUGAAGAAGUAUUGUGAAGAAAAGUGAAACAGGAACGAAAGGGAAUAUCUCUUGCAGGAGUGUUGAAAUUUCAAAUAAGGUUUUCAGGGAAGGAUUGAGAGAGGUAAGGUGGUGAUACAUUCGGAAACUUGUUAAAGAACAUUCCAGGCAUAGUGAGUAAUAAGUGGGAGAUCCUAGGGAAGGCAUAGCAAAGACACUGAAAUGGAGUGUGCAAAGGAGAAAGCAAUUGCAGUCAGAGUGGUAACUGGAAUGCAGACCAUGUAGAGCCUUGUGAGCUUUUUUUUUUUUCCAGGUAUGCAA